CUUCAUCGUGAUCUAAGCCUUUCUUGAAUUAUAUAUAGCACAUAGUUCAAAAUAUUGUUGUAGCAAAACGCGUUAUAUCGAUUCAAUCAAUCCAUCUGAUUAUCUGAAAGUAUGGCAUUUGAGAAAGAUCUUAAUCUUGAUGAGACCGAGCUCCGAUUAGGCCCUACCAGGAACAUCAGAGGAGUCGGAGAGGGCACAAGUCGUAGGUUGGCCGCCGAUUCGAUCUUACAGAAAAAACAGCCUCCGAACGAUGAAAACCGAGGAGGAAACAAUCGGAAUGUACAUCAAAGUUAGCAUGGAUGGAGCUGCUUAUCUUAGGAAGAUAGAUUUAAAGAUUUACAAGGGAUACCCAGAAUUGCUUAAGGCCUUGGAAGACAUGUUCAAGUUCAAAAUUGGUAAAUAUUCAGAAAGGGAAGGAUACAAUGGAUCAGAAUUUGUGCCUACGUAUGAAGAUAAAGAUGGUGACUGGAUGUUAGUUGGAGAUGUACCAUGGGAGAUGUUCGUUAAUUCUUGUAAAAGACUGAGAAUCAUAAAACGAUCAGAAGCAAGAGGAUUGGGUUGUGUUGUAUGAGAACCAUGGAUUUAAAUUGCGGUUGUGAUCGUAUUUUCGGUUGUGUUACGUUGAUGACAUAGUCGAAAUUAUUCCGUGAUUAUUAGUAUCGCAAUUAUACAAUAAUAAUUUUAGACUACACAACUACCGUUAUAUAGUAGUUGUUAUUAUGAAAGUAGAGCACUAUUUAAAUCCCUGACUAGAGCCAUAAUUGUACAAAUUUUAUGGGUUUUUUCUAUACAUGAUUCUCAUUAAUUUUUGUAGAAUUUGUACACAGGGAAACGUAUAAGAUUCAUAAGGUUUUCCUUUUUUUACAUGUAUCAUGUAACAAGGAAAUUUUAUAUUAUUGAUUUAAAAGAUAAAUCAAAUCCCAUUUUGUA
Messenger RNA from Hibiscus syriacus, 930 nucleotides. RefSeq names its product auxin-induced protein 22B-like. NCBI's taxonomy places the organism in Eukaryota, Viridiplantae, Streptophyta, Magnoliopsida, Malvales, Malvaceae. Gene Ontology annotation, cellular component: nucleus. Gene Ontology annotation, biological process: regulation of DNA-templated transcription. The transcript is spliced from 3 exons. Gene Ontology annotation, molecular function: protein binding. The record is from RefSeq and is a predicted model, not a curated record. The coding region runs from base 251 to 571 and encodes 106 amino acids.